CCCAUUCGUAUAUAUACCGAGUUCAGCCACAGCCAGGAGGAAUAAACUUUAGUCAAGAGGAGACCUGUCCAGAGAGACAGAGGGGGAGACAGAGGGGGCAACGAUCAUGGGUUCUUUCUGGUUUGGCCCUUCUGUAUUCCUGUUACUCAUUGUUGGAUGUGCUGCAAGGCCUUUCUAUCCACUCCCCAGCAAGGUGGAUGCUAGAGAUAGAUUGCCUCUUCAGACUUCUCGACCAUAUAAUGUUGCACAUCGAGGUUCAAAUGGAGAGCUUCCUGAGGAAACUGCAGCUGCAUACAUGAGAGCUAUCGAAGAGGGUGCAGACUUCAUAGAAACUGAUAUCCUAGCCUCUAAGGAUGGUGCUCUUAUAUGCUUCCAUGAUGUUACCCUUGAUGAUACCACUGAUAUUGCAAAACACAAGGAGUUUGCAGAUCGCAGAACAACCUAUGAAGUUCAAGGGUCCAACAUCACUGGCUGGUUCUCUGUUGAUUUUACACUUGAAGAACUCAAGACAUUGCGGGUGAAGCAGAGGUACAAGUUUCGUGAUCAACAAUACAAUGGAAAGUUCACUAUCAUUACUUUUGAAGAGUUCAUUUCAAUUGCACUGGAUGCACCCAGAGUUGUUGGAAUAUAUCCAGAGAUUAAAAAUCCAGUAUUUAUCAACCAGCGUGUGAAAUGGCCAGAUGGUAAGAGAUUUGAGGACCAUUUUGUAGCAACACUUAAGAAGUAUGGAUACAAAGGUUCAUAUAUGUCAGAAGAUUGGCUGAAACAACCAGUAUUUAUCCAGUCCUUUGCUCCAACAUCACUUAUUUACAUAUCGAACCAGACGAACUUGCCUAAAAUCUUCUUGAUUGAUGAUGUCACUGUACCGACUCAGGACACCAAUCAGUCAUAUUGGGAAAUCACUUCAGACGGUUACUUUAGCUUCAUUAAGCAGUAUGUGGUGGGGAUUGGACCUUGGAAGGAUACAGUAGUUCCAGUGGUAGAUAAUUAUUUGCAAACACCUACUGAUCUUGUUGCCAAAGCACAUGCCCACGACUUACAGGUACACCCAUACACUUAUCGGAAUGAGAACCAGUUCUUACACUUCAACUUCCAUCAAGACCCAUAUGCAGAAUAUGAUUACUGGAUAAACAAGAUUGGAGUUGAUGGACUCUUCACAGAUUUCACUGGCAGCCUCCAUAACUUUCAGGAAUGGACCUCUCCUCUCUCUCAAGAUGAUGGUGAUGAUGAUGGCAAUGCUGCUAAAUUGUUGCAUAAGAUUGCAACAUUAGUCUCUCCCUACAGGAAGGGAUGAUUGUGUAAAAUGCAACUUCUCAAGACUGUAGCUUAGGGUAGAAAUCUCUCCAAUAAAAUUAUAGAUUUCACACAUUCUGCCUAGCUAGCUGUAUGUUGGUCGCUACCCAAGUACUCAAAACUAUCCAAUCUGAUCAAGUGAAGCUUGUUCUUUUAAACUAAGUUUCCGGUCUUCAUUA
Messenger RNA from Vitis riparia (riverbank grape), 1472 nucleotides. Its product is annotated as glycerophosphodiester phosphodiesterase GDPD6-like. Gene Ontology annotation, molecular function: glycerophosphodiester phosphodiesterase activity. Gene Ontology annotation, cellular component: vacuole. The transcript is spliced from 8 exons. NCBI's taxonomy places the organism in Eukaryota, Viridiplantae, Streptophyta, Magnoliopsida, Vitales, Vitaceae. The record is from RefSeq and is a predicted model, not a curated record. The coding region runs from base 107 to 1294 and encodes 395 amino acids. Gene Ontology annotation, biological process: lipid metabolic process.